GGGCAUGACUCGAGGGCUACCGCCCUUGUCGUCUCCUCCGAUGGGCGGUGGGUAGCGACAGCGUCCCGGGAUUCAACCAUUAUCCUUUGGGAUGCCCGAGAUACAAAUAUCUCGCAAGAGUGGUUUUCCCAUGACCCAGGGGUCUGGUAUCUUGCAUUCUCACCAGACAGCCGAUACCUCGCGUCCGUAGGUGUAGAUGGGAAGGUGAUCAUCUGGGACAUCAGCCGCAGCUCACACCAAGUCACCGUUCUCGAAGGUUACACCACCCCCCUCAGAGGCUGCUCGUGGUCCGAGAGUGGUGCUUACAUCGCAGCUCUAGACAACGAUGGCACUAUACGACUCUGGGAUGGCCGAACAUUACAACCACUACCCCUUGACGGCGCCAACAAAAGACAGGAAGACAUGCUCUUAUUCUCUCCUGAUGGCCACUGGCUUUUUGCCCACAAUCUGGACAGCUCUGGCAUUUGGGAUGUUGCAUCUGGCACAUACCUCGCCCUCCAGCGAGGCGGGCCCGAUCAUCCCUGCAGCGCUGCAUUCAGUCGCUCGAGUACACGCGUCGCUGUUGGAUACUAUCGUGGGAGCAUCCACGUUUGGGAUAUAGCGGCUAGACGGGAGCCUCUGCUCUUAGAGGCGCAUGAAUCUUUCGUUCAUGAUGUGGUGUUUUCCCCCGAUGGUCGGCUACUCCUGUCGGCGUCAUGGGACAAGACGAUGAAGAUAUCGGAUGCACGCACAGGUGCCGUGGUCCGGUCGCUUGACGGACACAAGGGUCGGGUGCACAAGGCGUGCUUCUCCCCGUGCGGGAGGUACAUCGCCUCUGCAUCUGUUGACAAGACGGUGAGGGUGUGGAGGACGGGCGAUGGAUCGUGUUUGGCGACCCUUUCCGACCACGGUGAGGCGGUCUGGGAAGUCGCGUUCACCCCUGAUGGGACGAUGUUGUGGUCUGCAGCAGACAAUGGGACAGUUUGGGGUCGCCGUGUACAGGAUAUCGUUCCAGAUGAUUUUGAACUGUAG
Molecule: messenger RNA, 1011 nt
Organism: Dichomitus squalens LYAD-421 SS1
Lineage: Eukaryota; Fungi; Basidiomycota; Agaricomycetes; Polyporales; Polyporaceae
Product: WD40 repeat-like protein
Exons: 1
Molecular function (GO): protein binding
Source: RefSeq, a predicted model, not a curated record